AUGCCGAUUCCUAUGGACACCGCAAAAUCGGAUUCAAAGAAGCGAAAGAGAAAGCACGGAGGUAGUGCGCGCGCAGUAACAGCAGCAGAUGACGAAGUGGCCCCGACACCAGCGGCCGAGAAUGGAACACUGGCCGAUUCUUCAGUAAAGAAAGACGCCGUCUCCGCAAAGAAGUCAAAAAAGUCCGCGAAGGACGGAUCCUCGAAGAAGCGCAAAGUGGAAAAGUCGUCCAGUGAUAAUGAGAAGGAGAGAGAGGAGGGUUCAGAUGCCCCUACUGUUGAGGAUGAGGAUAGCGACGCUAACGAGUCGCCGGCCGCCAAUGCCUCAGACCUUCCUUCCGCAGACCCUGUUCGUCUGCCACAGGUAGAGGGUGAGCCGCAGAAGUUCACAGAGCUGAAUCUGUCAGAAAAGACCAUCAAGGCCAUUCAGGAAAUGGGAUUUGAGACAAUGACCGAGAUCCAGCAGCGUACUAUUCCCCCAUUGCUUGCCGGGCGGGACGUUCUUGGAGCUGCGAAGACUGGUUCAGGAAAGACUCUGUCUUUCUUGACUCCCGCAAUUGAGAUGCUGAGCUCGUUGCGUUUCAAGCCAAGAAACGGUACCGGUGUCAUCGUUGUAUCUCCUACCCGCGAGUUGGCCCUGCAAAUAUUCCAGGUGGCCCGUGAACUUUGUCAGUUCCAUUCUCAAACUUAUGGUAUCGUCAUUGGAGGUGCGAAUCGAAGGGCCGAAGCAGAGAAGCUCGCCAAGGGAGUCAAUUUGCUUGUUGCGACGCCCGGACGUUUGCUUGAUCAUCUGCAAAAUACGCAAGGAUUUGUCUACAAAAAUCUCAAAACUCUCGUCAUCGACGAGGCAGACCGCAUCCUUGAAGUCGGGUUCGAAGAUGAAAUGCGCCAAAUCGUGAAGAUCUUGCCGAAUGAUAACAGGCAAACAAUGCUGUUCUCCGCUACUCAAACCACUAAGGUGGAGGAUUUGGCGCGGAUAUCGCUCAGACCGGGUCCUCUAUACAUUAACGUGGACCAUCGCAAGGAGCACAGUACCGUUGAAGGGCUGGAGCAAGGCUACGUCCUCUGCGAAGCCGACAAGCGCUUCUUGUUGCUCUUUUCCUUCCUGAAGCGCAAUGCGAAGAAGAAGAUUAUUGUUUUUUUCUCCAGCUGUAACUGCGUCAAAUACCACGCAGAGCUACUUAACUACAUCGAUCUCCCAGUGCUCGAGCUACACGGAAAACAGAAACAGCAGAAACGGACCAACACAUUCUUCGAAUUCUGCAAUGCGAAGCAGGGAACCCUAAUUUGCACUGACGUUGCCGCCCGAGGCUUGGAUAUCCCCGCCGUGGAUUGGAUUAUCCAGUAUGACCCACCAGAUGAUACCAGAGAUUACAUCCACCGGGUUGGUCGUACAGCCCGUGGUAAGGACGGAAAGGGUCGCAGUUUGAUGUUCUUGCAGCCGUCCGAAGUCGGGUUCCUGAAGCACCUGAAGGAAGCGCGAGUGCCCGUGGUGGAGUUCGAUUUCCCAAGCAACAAGAUCGUCAAUGUGCAGUCUCAGCUUGAGAAGCUGAUUGAGCAGAACUACUAUUUGAACAGGUCUGCCAAGGAUGGCUACCGCUCGUACCUCCAGGCGUAUGCCUCACACUCACUCCGGUCCGUCUUCGACGUGCACAAAAUCGACCUGGUCAAGGUGGCGAAGGGAUUCGGGUUCUCCACCCCUCCACGCAUCGACAUCCAACUAGGCUCCAGCCUCAGUCGGGACAAGAAACAGCAACAGCAAGGCCGUCGAAACUACGGCAGCCAACCCAAUAACAAAGGAUUGAAGUUCAAGCGGAAACACGAGGAUGAUUGA
Aspergillus tanneri is the source of this 1833-nucleotide messenger RNA. It is a transcript of the gene has1, whose product is annotated as ATP-dependent RNA helicase HAS1. The transcript is spliced from 5 exons. The record is from RefSeq and is a predicted model, not a curated record. Lineage: Eukaryota; Fungi; Ascomycota; Eurotiomycetes; Eurotiales; Aspergillaceae. Gene Ontology annotation, cellular component: nucleolus. The coding region runs from base 1 to 1833 and encodes 610 amino acids. Gene Ontology annotation, molecular function: RNA helicase activity; nucleic acid binding; ATP binding. Gene Ontology annotation, biological process: maturation of LSU-rRNA from tricistronic rRNA transcript (SSU-rRNA, 5.8S rRNA, LSU-rRNA).